This is a messenger RNA of Rotaria sordida, 1458 nucleotides long. The record is from the annotation of a GenBank genome assembly. Lineage: Eukaryota; Metazoa; Rotifera; Eurotatoria; Philodinida; Philodinidae.
AUGGAAUUAAAUGUAAAUAAAAUAAAUAAUGAUCUUGUUGAACGUUUAAAUACAUAUGAAUAUUUAUUUAAUAGUCAAUAUGAUUUAGUAGAAAAUGUUAAUAAAAUAAGUCGAGAAGAAAAUCCAUCUCGAUCAUGUAAAUCACGUUUUGAUUUAUCACUAAAAUUAUUUUAUUAUUCCAUUGAAAAUAUUUUAACUAUUGAAAAAGGCAGAUUAAAUUUAAAUAAAUUUGAUUCACAACAAAUUCAACAAUCAUUUCAUAAAUUAAUAUUAAAUAAUGAAUUUAUGCGAUCUCUUCUCGGUUUAUGUUUAUUAUUAGUAUUAUAUGCUCAUUCGGAUAAAUAUCAUGAUUUUAAUUGGAUAUUACAUGUUUAUUCAUUAGAUGGGUAUUCGUUUUUAAAAAUCAUACAAAUUUUUUUACAAACUUGUAAACAAAUACAUGAAUCAACACUAUUUAUUAAAUAUUUAUCAUCAAUUGAAGAACAUAUUUUAUCAUCAAUGGCUUUUUCAACAAAAUCCUCAUUAUGGAAUGAUAUUGAAUUAAAAGGUAUUUUAUCAUAUAAAACAAUAUCAUCAAUUCAAUCAAAUAUAAAUAAUUCAUUAUCAUCAAUAAAUAAUGUAACUCGAAUGUUUAGUCAAUCAUCAAAUAAAACGAAUGUAUCAAGAAAAUUAUUUCAAUCGAAUACAACAGAUCAAUUAACAAAUAAAUCGACAAUAAAUCGAAGUAAAUCAGAUGGAAUUGUUGAAAAUAAUGAUAAAAAACAUGUUAAAUUAAGUCCAUAUACAAUGUUUUAUUUUCGAAGUGUUUUUAUUCGUUCAAUUAACAAAUAUGAUUUUAUUGAAAAUGAAGAAAAUAUUCAUAAGAAUCCAUGUUUAACAUCAUCAAAACCUGCUGAAACAAUUAAUUUAAUUGAUGGAAAUAUAAUUGGUGAUAUAAGUAGUUUUUAUAAAGAAAUAUUUUUAAAUAUUCCUUUUCUUGAAAAAAAUCUUGAAAAUAAUUUAAAAGAAAAUCAAUUAAUUGAUCUUCCUUAUAGAAAUAAAACAUUUGAAAAUAUUAAAUCAGGACAUGUUAACGUAAAUAUAUCUUCAAAUACAUUUAUUAAUUAUUCGUCAAAUAAAAUUCAAUCAAAUAUCUAUUCAUCAUCAUCAAAUAAUCAAACAAAUUAUUUAACAAGAGAUAUUCAAACAAAUCCAACAUCGAAUGUUUUAUCAUCAUUGAUUCAAGCAGAUGGUAAAUUUUUAACAACUAUUUCAACAAUAUCAAAAAUAAAUAAUUCAAAUGAGAAUCAAGAUAAUAUUCUUAUUAAUAGAAAUGAAAAAAAUCUUUUUUUUGGUCAAUCAACAAAUAAUUCUGUUAAACGAACACUUUCAGAUGACUCGAAUUCAAAUUGUUUAACAAGUUUAACAAAAAAAGUUUUACAAAUUGAAAAAGAUCGACAAAAGAUUGAAGAAUAUUAA